This is a messenger RNA of Trichomycterus rosablanca, 6412 nucleotides long. It is a transcript of the gene glg1b, whose product is annotated as golgi glycoprotein 1b. Bases 6 to 3395 code for a protein of 1129 amino acids. Gene Ontology annotation, molecular function: fibroblast growth factor binding. The record is from RefSeq and is a predicted model, not a curated record. The transcript has 26 exons. Gene Ontology annotation, cellular component: Golgi membrane. NCBI's taxonomy places the organism in Eukaryota, Metazoa, Chordata, Actinopteri, Siluriformes, Trichomycteridae.
UGCUCAUGUCCCACUGUUGCUCUGUGUUUCCAGUACAGGGGUUGAAACAGCAAGCUAACGGAAACCCUCAUCCUCCGGUGGUGCCCAUUAACCGACAGCUAAAGUUGGGGGUUCAGAAUUCGCCGAAUGUCGCGGGUGCUGUGGCGGCGUUUGCGGUGUCUCAGGGGAAGCGGGUGGCCGCCUGGAAGCUCGCGGAGGAGGAGGCCUGCCGGGAGGACAUUAUCCGGCUGUGUCCCAAACACACCUGGAAUAAUAACCUAGCGGUACUGGAAUGCCUACAGGACAGAAAGGAGGACAUGGAGAUCGCUGCAGACUGUAAUCAUUUGCUGUGGAACUAUAAGCUGAACCUUACUACUGAUCCGAAGUUCGAGUCUGUAGCUGCUGAAGUGUGUAAAAGUUCCAUACCAGAGUUUAAAGAAUGUGCAGAUGAGGAAAAAGGUAAAGGCUAUCUGAUAUCCUGCUUGGUGGAUCACCGUGGUAACAUCACAGAGUACCAGUGCCAUCAGUACAUCACGAAAAUGACCAGUAUUAUCUUCAGUGAUUACCGUCUCAUCUGCGGGUUCAUGGACAAAUGCAGAGACGACAUUAACAUCCUGCACUGUGGAAGCAUCAACUUUGGGGAAAAGGAUCUGCACUCCCAGGGUGAGGUCAUUGCAUGUCUGGAAAAGGCUUUGGUGAGGGAAGCAGAGCAGCAGGACAAAGCUUACCAAAUCCAAGACAACUGCAAGAAGUCCAUCAUGCGUGUGGCUGAGCUCUCGUCCGAUGACUUCCAUCUGGACCGCUACCUUUACUUUGCCUGUCGGGAUGACCGUGAACGGUUUUGUGAAAAUACUGUAGUUGGAGAAGGCAGAGUCUACAAAUGUCUCUUCAACCACAAAUUUGAGGAAGCAAUGUCUGAAAAGUGCAGAGACGCCCUGACCACUAGACAAAAGCUGAUUGCUCAGGACUAUAAGGUCAGUUACUCUCUGGCUAAGGCAUGCAAGGCUGACCUCCGCAAAUACCGCUGUAACUUGGAUACCAACCUGCCCCGAGCCAGAGAAGCUAGGCUCUCGUACCUAUUACUCUGUCUGGAGUCUGCGGUACAUAGAGGACGUACGGUGAGUGGAGACUGUCAGGCGGAGAUGCUGGAUUACAGACACAUGUUGAUGGAGGAUUUCUCCUUAAGUCCCGAGAUUGUGUUGCACUGUCGGGGUGAGAUCGAAGCCCACUGCUCCGGCCUUCAUCGGAAGGGACGAACCUUGCACUGCCUCAUGAAAGUGGGACGAGGAGACAGAGGCCAGAUGGACAGCCUCUGUCAGAAUGCACUCCAGACACUCAUCCAGUCUGCAGACCCUGGAGCUGAUUACCGCAUUGACCGGGCUCUCAAUGAGGCAUGCGAGUCUGUGAUACAGACGGCUUGCAAACACAUCCGCAACGGAGAUCCCAUGAUCCUGUCAUGUCUGAUGGAACAUCUCUACACAGAGAAGAUGGUUGAAGACUGUGAGCACAGACUUCUGGAGCUGCAGUAUUUCAUCUCCAGGGACUGGAAGCUUGAUCCUGUUUUGUAUCGGAAGUGCCAGAGUGAUGCAUCCCGGCUCUGUCACACUCAUGGCUGGAAUGAGACCAGUGAGACGAUACCCCCCGGAGCUGUUUUCUCAUGCCUUUAUCGUCACGCCUACCGCACAGAGGAGCAGGGCAGACGGCUUACAAGGGAGUGCAAAGUAGAAGUCCAGAGGAUCUUGCAUCAAAGAGCUCUUGAUGUAAAGUUGGACCCAGAACUCCAGAAACGCUGUAUGACCGACCUGGGCAAGUGGUGCAGUGAGAAGACUGAGACGGGCCAGGAACUUGAGUGUUUGCAAGAUCAUCUGGAGAACUUGAUGGCAGACUGCAGGGAUGUAGUGGGCAACUUGACCGAGCUUGAGUCUGAGGACAUCCAGAUUGAAGCUCUUCUCAUUCGAGCCUGUGAGCCAGUCAUCCAGGCACACUGCCAUGAUGUCGCUGAUAAUCAGCUAGACACAGGGGAUCUGAUGGAAUGUCUGGUGCAGAAUAAACAUCAGAAGGAGAUGAAUGAAAAGUGUGCUGUUGGAGUAACACACUUCCAGCUGAUUCAAAUGAAAGACUUUCGCUUCUCCUACAAGUUCAAGAUGGCCUGCAAAGAGGAUGUCCUCAAACUCUGCCCUAAUAUUAAGAAAAAGGGAGAUGUUGUGAUCUGUUUGAGCACCACAGUGAGAAAUGACACUUUACAAGAUAUAAAGGAGCAGCGUGUAUCCCUGAAGUGUCGCAAGCAGCUGAAAGUGGAGGAGCUGGAAAUGUCAGAGGAUAUUCGUUUAGAGCCGGAGUUGUAUGAUGCUUGUAAAAAGGACAUUAACAGGUUAUGCUCUGCUGUUGCGUUUGGCAAUGCUCAGGUCCUUGAGUGUUUGAAAGAGAAUAAGCAGGAGCUGUCUCACACAUGCCAUCAGAGGGUGUUUAAACUGCAGGAGUUGGAGAUGCUAGACCCUGAGCUGGACUACCAGCUAAUGAGAGUGUGCAAACAAAUGAUUAAGCGUUUCUGUACUGAGUCUGAUGCCAAGACUGUGCUGCAGUGCUUGAAACAGAACAAGAACAAUGAGCUGAUGGACCCUAAAUGCAAGCAGACAAUCACCAAGAGACAGAUUACUCAGAGCACAGACUACAGACUUAAUCCAGUACUCCGGAAGGCCUGCAAAGCAGAUAUUCCCAAAUUUUGUCAGGAUAUUGUCAACAAAGCCACUGAUGACAAGGAACUAGAGGGCAAAGUCAUAUCCUGCCUCAAGAUCAAAUUUGCUGACCAGCGACUGUCUCCAGGCUGUGAAGAUCAGAUUAGGGUGAUCCUACAGGAGUCAGCUCUGGACUACCGACUCGAUCCUCAGCUUCAGUUUCAUUGCAGUUAUGAGAUUACAGACCUGUGUGCGGAGGAAGCUGCUGCUCAGGAACAGACAGGCCAGGUGGAAGAAUGCCUAAAGACCAACCUGCUGAAGCUCAAAGCUGAUGCCUGCAAGAAGGAGGUUUUGAACAUGUUAAAAGAAAGUAAAGCAGACAUAUUUGUAGAUCCAGUCUUGCAUACAGCUUGUGCCUUGGACCUGAAGCACCAGUGUGCGGCAAUCACCCCUGGGCGUGGUCGACAGAUGUCGUGUUUGAUGGAUGCUCUUCAGGACAAGCGGGUGAGACUCCAGCCUGAGUGUAAGAAGAGGUUGCAAGACCGGAUAGAUAUGUGGGGCUACGCAGCCAAGGUGGCUCCAGCUGAAGGAUUUGCAGACCUGGCGUUCCAAGUUAUGACGUCGCCUUCAAAAAACUACCUCCUGUUAGUCAUGGCAGUGGUCAUCUGUACACUUUUCCUGAUGGGUUUGGUCUGUGGCCGUAUCACUAAACGUGUGACCAGGGAACUGAAGGAUAGGUAGAGCAUGGAUCUCAUGCUUCUCUGAGACUUUAAAAAGCUUAGACCCUCUUACUACUCGUCCAAUGGUCUAACCACUCGUCCUCUGCCCUUACCUCUCGUCCACUGCUCUAACUCUGGCCCAGGUGUCCUUCCUUACCAUAUCUGACUUUGGACAAGUUCUGGUGGGCCAGUGCCAUGCUAGAAGCUCUUAAUAUGCCCUGUUGUGAAUGGCCCAGAAUUAAAGAACAAACCAACCAACAGACAGACAAACUUUGGGCCAUUUGGGAUAUUAAUCCUUGGUUUCUCCCCUCUUUUGUAACUAUUUUUAUUCAAUGUUUGGUUUAGUUACUGUCUGAACCUUGUUUCAUGUUGGGUGACAUUGUUUUUGCAAGAUUAUUGUGGACUUUUAUUGCAUAAUUUGCCACUCUUUUGUUGUUUGACUCUCUGCUCGACCAGUGCAAAUGCACAGCCACCCAGCACUGUUAAAGAAAAGGUUGAAUACUGGUUUUUGAAGCUGGACUUGUUCUGCCCCAGAUAACUGGAAUUCACUGGAAAUGAUUAUAUAAAGCUGAGGUUACUGAAAGUGCUGUGGGCAGUUGAAGCUUACUGAUUAAGGUACUGGACUAGUGAUCAGCCGGUCCCUGGUUCAAGCCCCACCGUCACCAUGUUACCGUGGUGCCCUUAAGCAAGGCCCUUAACCCUCAAUUGCUCAGAUUGUAUAAGUUGUAUGGUGCUCUGGAUAAAAGCGUAUGUUUCUAACUGCUAAACAGUAUGGUCAUCUGACAUUUUAUUUCUUUUUUGUUUAAUAUGUACAGACCUUACUUUUUGUUACAAAUGGAUUCUUCCAAGUCGUCUACGUCAGCUUUUUUGCACCUGAGCUGCAAAUGGGUACUAUGAUGUGGGUCAUUUAAUAGUUCUUCUGCUGUUUUAAAUCUAUCAGUGAGUCAAAUCUUUAUUUAGAAACAACCCUUGUGAGCAAACAAUACCCAAACAUGCCCACACUUCUUUGUUGAAAUAAUGAGCUCAAUCUUUUUCACCACAUGUUGCAUUAAACAGUCUGUUUUAUAGUAUUUUCUUAAACCCUGUAGCAGAAAAUUACCACACGAUAUCUACCUUGUGUCGUGAACUUUUGCUGCCCACACAGACUAAUCUGUUUUUAGGCGCCUGGGUGGCACAGCAGUAUAUUAUGCUAUCCCAUUACCAAUGAGAUCUGGGUUCCUAUCUCAGCGGUGCUAUCGGACGGUCAGGUGUCUACACACAUAUGAUUGGCCAAAGCCCUGUAAUGUGUCAGUGUUCAUUCCCUGCGCCCAGUGUUUUCCAGUGAGACCGCUACCCUGACUAGGAUAAAGCGGUUUAUAAAAAUGAAAUAAAAAAGGUUAGAAAGGUUGGGUCUGUGUUUAUGAUCACUAUUUGUGCUUCAUGACUUCAUUAGCCUGGUUUAUGCUUUAUCAGAAUUAAUUUGGAGAGCCUCCUUCAAAGUACUUACUUUAUGGUCUGAAGUGAUCAUGGUUUAUCAGGACAAUUAAAGCAUUGUAGAUUGCUUUCAAACCAAGAAUUGAACACCUAAGAGUGACCAUUGUUUUAUCAGUUAUAAAAAAAAUAAUUAUUCUGCACACACUGCAAAAAAUAGUUACAGACUCUGAACAGACAAAUUAUGUGUAAAAAAUAUUUAUGCUUUAAGAAAAAUGUGAAUCAUUGUUGCUCGGUUGGUGCAGCCCAUCAUGAAUGUUCCAGUUCCAGUUCCAGUUCCAGUGUCAGGUGUGCUAUCGGCUGCUGCCCACUCAGACACCAGUGACUAUCCCAUAAUGGAAAUAGUUAAAUGGGCUUCUCGGUACUGCUCUGUGCGACCCUGUAUCUAGCCUUUGAAGAACUGAAAAAGAGCUUGCCCCAAAGUCCAAAAGCACUUGUCAGAAUAUUAUCACACUGUUGAUGGGUGUGUUUGGUGUAUAAAAUUACCCAAACUCACUUUAUACAUGCUUACAGGGUAUGACUCUGCUUUUUCCUGGUCUGUCCCUGACUGCAGAGGUGGGCAGUGCGAUCCUAACAAGGGGUCAGGUCAAACUGGUCAGGUGUGCCUAGCUAGUCAUGCUGAUUAAACAGUGUCAAAUGUAGACAUGAUUCCUUGUCGAUUUGCAUUGAACAAAUGACAUGCAUUUGAUUUGUCUCUAUUUUAUUGCAGUAAUUAUUUUUUUUCCAGGAUUUUUCAAACAUUACCAUUGGCAAAUUAGCACAGUGUGGUGAGUUGCAUGACAUUUGCAACUAAUUGGCUUAAAUUAUUAUUUGGGAUAAAAAUAUGUCUGUAAAAAUAGUAAUAAUGCUUUCUGAGAUGCACUGUGCCACUAAUAAAAAUAAUUAGCCAAUGUUUACCACUUUCUCCUGGUCUGCUUUACCCAUUUAAAAUCUUAUGAGGCCUUUUUGGUUAGAAGCAUAAACCAGGCUUAACACACAGUUUGUUUUCCCAACACUUGUUGACUUCAGGGUCUGUAAUGGGUCACUUUCUUCAUUUGAUUUCUUGUGUGUAUGUCUGAAAAAUCUGUUUUUGUUUUGAAUGGUUAUAUGAAUUCAACUUUUGUGUAUUAGACGGUCAGUGGUAGCUCAUCGAUCAAGGUAAUGGAGUAGUAUUCAGAAAAGGUCACUGGUUCAAGCCCCAACGAUGCCAAGUUUUCCACUCUUGGGUCUUUAAGCAAGGCCCUUACCCCUCAGUUGUUUGCAUUGUAUUGAGUCGUAGUUGUAAGUCGCUUUGGGUAAGAAGCGUCUCCUAAAUGCCAUAAUUGUAAGUGUGAUUUGAUGUGAAGGUAAGGGGGCAUGCAGAUGUUAAGAUGGGCAGAACUUAGAAAUGCACAACCCAGUCUGGAAUUAUUAUUGACUCUCACUGUUUCUUAGAGUGUAUUGUUUCUGUAAGAGAAGUAAAUGAUUGAAGGAUGCUUUUGAAAAGCUAUGCAUCAUCUGGACCAAUAUUAAUUUGGCCCAAUUAAGAAAGCCAGAUCUGCAUAGCAGAGUACAUAUUCAGAUGAAUGUUGAUUAAAUGCUUGCACUUUG